Messenger RNA from Prunus mume (Japanese apricot), 2192 nucleotides. RefSeq names its product ELKS/Rab6-interacting/CAST family protein. NCBI's taxonomy places the organism in Eukaryota, Viridiplantae, Streptophyta, Magnoliopsida, Rosales, Rosaceae. The record is from RefSeq and is a predicted model, not a curated record.
GUUGUUUAUUUUCCCGAGAAUCGAACACUACAAAUACAAAUAUCGUACAAACCUGAAAACUCGUCUCCUUCCUCCUUUCCUGGUUCCCCUGAGUCUCUCUCCCCCUAUCUGAACGGUUUGUAGCUCUUGGAUAUGGGUUUCAGUGCGGUUUAUGGUUGCUUAAAGGAAGUUUUUCCACAGGUGGAUUUUCGCCUUCUGAGGGCUGUUGCUAUUGAACAUCCCACCGAUGCUGAUGCAGCAGUGCUUGAUGUUCUUACUGAGCUCCCUUCCUUGAACAGACGAUCAUUGUCUCUUGUUAGUCCUGCACAGGUUCUGCAUCGCACAGGUUCACCAGUUACAGUUGACCACAAGGAGAAGGGUAAAGCAUUGAUGUACCAGCAGGUAAUUAAGGAAGUAGGAGUUGGAUCUCUACCAGAACCAGAAACCGCAGCUGGUGAGGAUGGCAACAAAAAUGAUCAUACAAGUGGUGCCUCUCUUGAUGAACCCACACCAAUGGAGGAAGUGCAUACAUUGCAUAAUGCCCCUGUCACGGCAGAUCCUUUGAGGAUACAUACUCGAAAUGAAGAACCGAUUUCUGAUGAAACGGGUUUGAAUUUUGAUGGCAAAGUUGGGCUUCAGCAGUCUCCAUCUUGCAAGUCAACCCUUUCAAUGCCUGAAAAAGAUUGGGUGAAUGGCAUCUUGGAUGAGCCACUUCCUGCAUGGAAGAAUUUUGAUUUUCCUGUGCAUGAUGAUUCUGAUUUGGUUAUCAGUGAAACAUGUCAUAAAGUAGAAUCAUCUGCUGUUGACUCUUUGGUGGAGGUUAAAAGUUCUGUGGCUCAGCUGGAUUCUUCUUUUAUAGAACAUGCACCGGAUGCUACACAGUGUGACUUUCAUUCAGAAUUCUGUUCAGGCCCUCUUCUUGCUGAUGACAACUUACAAGCAACUGGUACUUCAUGUCUUACUUCCAAGCAAGAUUGCUCUCCCAGGGAAAUGGUUGAUAUUGAGGAGACCACACCAAACAACAUAUGCAAUAUUUAUGUUCUUGAAGAGAUAAUUGAAGAUGCUAAAAAUAACAAGAAAACCUUGUUUUCAGCGAUGGAGUCAGUUAUAAGCAUGAUGAGAGAAGUGGAAGUCCAAGAGAAAGCUGUUGAUAUUGUCAAAGAGGAAGCUUCUAGGGGAGGUUUGGAUAUCAUGGUCAAGGUGGAGGAACUGAAACAGAUGUUGGCACAUGCGAAGGAUGCAAAUGACAUGCAUGCUGGAGAAGUGUAUGGGGAGAAAGCAAUUUUAGCAACUGAAGUGAGGGAGCUCGAGUCUAGAUUGCUCAGCUUAUCAGAUGAAAGGGAUAAAUCACUUGCAAUUCUGAAUGAGAUGCGUGAAACUCUUGAGGAACGACUGGAUGCAGCAACUGAGGCAAGGAAAGUGGCUGAGCAGGACAAGCUAGAAAAGGAAGAAUCUGCACGGACAGCUCUUGCUGAACAAGAAGCGGAGAUGGAGAAAGUGGUCCAGGAGUCAAAAGUAUUGCAACAGGAGGCGGAGGAGAAUUCCAAGUUGCGGGAGUUUCUGAUGGACCGUGGUCGCAUUGUCGAUAUGCUGCAAGGAGAAAUUUCUGUUAUUUGUCUGGAUGUCAGGCUGCUGAAAGAAAAAUUUGAUGAACGGGUUCCACUAAGCCAGUCUGUUUCCUCAAGCCAGACUAGUUGCAUCUUAGCUUCUUCAGGCUCAUCAUCCCUGAAAAGCUUGGGGGCAUUUGAUUUGCUUCUGGAACGAGUCGAGUCACCAAAGUUUGCAGAGAAGGCAAGUCCUACUCCUUCAGUUGAUGGCCUAUCACCAACAAGCAGACUUGAAGAUGAAAGAAGAGAACUUGCGCAAGCACUUGUGGACGAGGGGUGGGAAGUUGUCGUCGACAAAUAACUGGAUUUCUAAGCCUACUAUUGCAUACAUUAUGGUAUUGUGAAUACGACCAACAAGAUCAACUUCGCAGGAUUUUCGCCAAAUGCAUUUUUGUUUAAGUUGAGAGUAGGGUUUAUACAUAUAUAUAAUAUAAUAUAUUUGGAGUGUUAUUAGUAGUUCCAUAGGGUUGAGGAGUACUAGUCGAGCCUCUCUCUUUCCGCAUACUACUUUGAUAGUUGCGAGUACUUUCUAUAUUCUAUCAUGAUUUGUACAGUACAUAUAUUCGAAACAAUAAUGAAAACUUGCAGAGUUUUGAAGAUAUUAUU